AUGCCUGGUUACCGAGGGUCGAAGAGAACCCUCGAGGAGAUCGCGAUGCAAGAGGACUCGGACGAUGAAGACUACGAUGACAAAGCCCCCGGCCCUUCGAGAUCGCGCGCGACGAGAUCCAGACGACAUAGUGCUCCAGCCCGUAAGAAGCGACGCCGGGGAUACAAAGGCUCCGAUGUCGACAGCGACGAUGAUGAGCUGCUAUCCGACGAGGAAGAUUCUUUCGAUGAUGGGUCGGAAGAAGAGGAGAUCGAGACGAACGAGAGAGGAAGACCUGUUCGACAGAGCACCAAGAAGGCUGUCAAGUAUGAAGAAGAAGACACAGAAGAAGAUGAGCUGUCACGGACGACUUCAGAAGAAUCCGAGACUCCAAAAGCCAAAAAGAACUCCAAAAAGCUAAUUAUUACCCUCAAGACCGGUGGCACGCCUGCUCGGCCUACUCGCAACCUGAGGAACAGAAGUGGAAGCUACGGUGGCAAACAACCCUCCAGCUCGUCAGCUCCACAUCCUGCGGCUACGAGAAGGAGCAGUCGUCUCUCGCAUGACGAGGAGGAGCCCGUGAUAGCGUUGACCAAUUCAGGUAAUCAUGUCGAGGUGGUUCGAGCUGGCUCUCGAGAUCCGGAGGGUAUUCCCUCCAGAGUAAUGAAAGGGGGAAAGGGCCUCAAAUACCCAUCAAAGAGCACUAUUGAUGAAGAGUCAGAACAGUUGCCGAAUGAAGAGGAAGAAGGUGAGGAAGAGCUGGAGAUCAAAGCUUCACAACAUGAAGUUCUCGACAGUGAUCCUCAAACCAUGGAAGAAGGCGCCGAAGCCCUCCCCAAAGUCGCCUCCAAUAUCUUCGACGUUGCAGAGGCCGAGAGUGAUGGUGACUUUGCCGGCAAUGAAGCGCCUGCCACUCAGGAAGAAGAAGAGGACGAGGACGAUGUAGUGCCGCGCCGAGGACGAUUAACGCGUGGGUCAUCCAAGAGACAAGCAGAGUCGCCUGAAUUCGAACCAGACGAUUUGCCGAAGCGCUUGCGUGGCCGUUCUCUGAGGAGUGGCACAAAAGCGGCUUCGGGGAGUCGCCGACGCAAAGCCCAAGAUGAAAGUAGCGACUUCGACCCAGAGGAAGAACAGGCCAACCAGGACGACAUGUCGAGCUCUAGCGAGUCGAACGCAUCGCCUCGCAAAAAGAGUCGUGGCGAUGACGACUACGAAAGCAGUAACAACGGCCGAAGAUCAACUCGGCUUCGCAGCAAGGCUGCGUCCCGUCAACGAUCCGAAGCCAGUGAUCUCGAGGAGGAACUUGCAGCCGAAGUGGCGGACCUAAAGCGCGACGGAAAGAAACCGAGACAUCCCAGAGAAGAGAUUGUAUUCGAACCUCGAGGACCUCGAGGACGACGUGGUGGAAAGAAACCAAACUACGAUCUACUCCGAAAUCUUGUCCCCAUUGAGGACGAGGAAGAGCCGGCACCGUCUCCGUCGCAAAGACCUCGCAAGCCCGGUGCUGGCAGCUGGCAGCGAAGUUUAUUCAACACCUAUGGUCCUUUUGGAGGAGCGGGCGGUCUGACACCAGUGCUUGGAGGUGGUCCUCAGGGCGCAAGAGCUCAAGGUGGUGUCGAUUCCGAUAGCAGUGACGAUGAAGUCAUGAAGCAACCCAAGGCUAUUGGUGGCACGGUCGGAAUGACUCCCACCACGGCCGGAGGCUUCAACAUGUUUCCCCAAACACUCAAUGCCGACGCCCCCCAGGCCGCUGCCGCCGGAACUCCAGCCAAUCUAGGGAAGAUCAAAGACAAGAAUGCCCUUGCAGAUGCUGACCCUCUCGGAGUCGAUCAGAAUGUGAACUUCGACAGCGUCGGUGGUUUACAAGGACACAUCGAUCAGUUGAAAGAGAUGGUUGCACUGCCUUUGCUCUAUCCUGAGAUUUUCAUGCGAUUCAAGAUCACACCUCCGCGUGGUGUCCUCUUCCAUGGUCCGCCCGGAACAGGUAAGACGCUGUUGGCCAGGGCUUUGGCAACGAGUGUCAGCUCUCAAGGCCGCAAAGUCACUUUCUAUAUGCGCAAGGGUGCUGAUGCGUUGAGCAAAUGGGUGGGGGAAGCCGAAAGACAACUCCGUUUACUUUUCGAAGAAGCCCGGAAGAAUCAGCCGAGCAUAAUCUUCUUCGAUGAGAUUGACGGUCUCGCUCCUGUUCGCUCGAGCAAGCAGGAGCAAAUUCAUGCAUCCAUCGUCUCUACGUUGUUGGCUUUGAUGGAUGGCAUGGAUGGGCGAGGGCAAGUCAUUGUCAUAGGUGCAACCAACAGACCUGAUUCAAUCGAUCCGGCUUUGAGAAGACCUGGGAGAUUUGAUCGAGAGUUCUAUUUCCCUCUUCCAGACACUGAGGCACGACGAGCCAUCAUCGACAUACAUACCCGGGGCUGGGAUCCACCGUUGCCUUCCGCUAUCAAGGAUGAAUUAGCGGAAUUGACCAAAGGUUAUGGUGGAGCAGACUUGCGAGCAUUGUGUACAGAAGCGGCGCUAAAUGCAGUGCAGCGGCGGUAUCCACAAAUCUACAAUUCGACUCAGAAGCUUGUCAUCGAUCCCAAGACGAUCGAGGUCACGCCAAAGGACUUUAUGAUUUCCAUCAAAAAGAUGACCCCUUCCUCGGAGCGAUCGACGUCUUCCAGUGCUUCUCCUCUCCCACCCAGCGUGGCACCAUUAUUACGGCAGCAGCUGAAUCAAAUACAACAGCUCCUAGCCGAAGUCCUGCCACAGAGGAAGAAAUUGACGGCGUUGGAAGAAGCUCAGUUUGAAGACGUGGCGGAUGGUCACAGUUUCGGCAGGGAGAAAAUGCAACAGGCCUUCGAAACGAUCCGGAUUUUCCGUCCUCGACUUCUUAUACACGGAAAAGUGGGCAUGGGUCAGCAAUAUCUUGCUGGGGCUUUACUCCACCAUUUUGAAGGGCUUCAUGUGCAAGCUUUUGACCUUCCUACAUUGUUGAGUGAUACGACAAGCUCACCGGAAUCAACUGUCAUCAGGCUCUUCUCGGAAGUGAAAAUGCACAAGCCUAGUGUCAUCUACAUUCCCAAUGUUCAAGAAUGGUACAACAUGGUCGGUCCAACCGUGAUUUCGACCUUCUUGGGGCUGUUGAGAUCCAUCAAACCGACCGAUCCGGUUCUCCUGCUUGGAUUUGUGGAAGGCGAGCCAGCCGACAUUGACGAAAGUAUGCGACGCGAGUUGUUUGGAUAUUCCAAGAAGAAUCAAUUCGAAUUAAGGCAAUCGACUCAUGCGGAGCGAUUUGAAUUCUUCAGCAGUGUCAAAGGAUACAUUCGGACGGCACCUGAUGAUUUCCCCGACCCCGAAAAUCGGAAGAAGCGUCCUUUUGAACAGCUCGAAGUUGCACCUCCUGAACCCGAAAAACCUGCACCCCCAUUGACGAAGGAAGAGCUCAAAGCACAGAAAAAAAGAGAUCGCCAAACGCUCAAUAUGCUGAAGAUCCGCCUUCAACCUAUCAUGGAUCAAAUCCGAACCAAGCAUAAGAAAUUCCGCACGGGCGUUAUUGACGAAGGCCAAAUUCGUUAUCUGUAUGAUGAAGCUGACCCGGGUACUGUCACUUCCGACCUCCACACCGAGAUCUUGGCUAGGGCAUCCUUUCGGCCUUUUGAAAUUGGUAAAGAUGCCCACGGUGUACCUGGUUUGGUUGAUCAGGCAAAUGGCAAAUUCUACUACAAUCUCGAUUCUGUGACAAUUGAGAAACGUUUGAGUAAUGGGUACUACAAACGACCCAAGGAUUUCUUGGCCGAUAUCAAACGCUUGGCCAAAGAUGCCAGGGCCAUCGGUGACGAAGACCGAUUACUGAAAGCAAACGAGCUUUUGGCUAAUGUCGAGGUCGAUAUUGGAUCCAUUGAACUGGGUGAACCGGCGUUAACUGCAGAAUGUGAACGCGUUUAUCAACGUGAGCUGGAGAGGGAGAAAGAAGCUCUGGAGAAGACUCGAACUACGAAUGAUCAAAGCAAGGACAUGCCUCCGCCUCCGAUCGUGUCAAAUGUACCACAUGGAAAUGCUUCAGGCCCUUCAACAUUGACCAACUCCACAGGGCCAAUCUUACUUGGUGAGCCGAUGCAGCGGAAAUACGAUUUUGUUCAACGGCUGGCUCCAACCGCGCAACAAGCAAAUUCAUCGACUUCGCUGGUCACCAAUGGGAUACAUUUGAGUCAUCAUGAAUCGGGUGAUCGUGAAUUGACCAACGGAUCCCACUCCAAUCAAGGUGGGCAUGACGCCGAUGCGGAAGGAGAUACCCCCAUGGGUGGUGUUGAUUCACAUCUAACUUCAAAUGAAAAGAGCAACGAGACAGAGAAGACACGUACGACAAGCUCUUUCGGUAACCGUGAAUCUGCCCAACCAAGGCCGUUCCAUUCGUACACAGCCCCUUCACAACGUUUAUUGAAGGAGUCCGGCAUGUCUGCCCCUCGUUCUCAAACAGGACCGUUUACCCCCAUGCCCCAUGGAAGUUCAGCCGCCGAGUUCCAAAACGAUGCAAGCACUACGCAGUCGACAACCGAAAAGAAAGUCUCUUCCGGCGAGAUAGCAGAGCAAGGAAAUCAUCAGGAUAUGGGCCCCAAUCUGUUUCUUUUUGACGAGAGGCGAUCUGCAGGAGGUAGCCAGAUCCCGUCUACCCAAGGUACGCGCUGCCCGUCGUUUUUCAAUUAUCGUGUUCCCCGUUACGUGCCCUCAAUGCGGACAAAAGAUAUCAUUGGUCUAAUCGUCAACUCAGGUACUACCCAAUACUCACAACUUUCGGCAGGUGUGCAAUCUCAGCCUACAGGUGCUGGACAUACUCGACCGUCUUCAUCCCAAGGUCAAGGUAUGGGUCAAGGUCAAAGCCAAGCGCAACAGGACCGACUUUCCCAGCCCCCGACCGAGACCCGCCAUCCCAGCGGCCAGUACCAGAUCCAAGACUUACUUAACCCCUCCACCUCACCUCCUCUUACCUCUGCUCCUCGCCCGAAUCUUAUUCAAGUCGAGCAACGCAGCCUCGAUAAUUUCCAUGCCGAUAUCACGGACAAGACAUCCGGCCUCUCCGUCGAACAGCUCGAACAAGUCAAUUCGGUGCUUAUGGACACGUUGUGGAAGACGCGUGGCAGCUGGGAUCGUGCCGCCGUGCUCGUCCAAGUCUCGGACGCCUUCAACGAUGUCCUCAGCGACAUGGCCGACGCGGGCCAGGAGUUUGCGCCCGGCAGUUGGGGGAGGAAGAGCCGUGACUCGUGA
Messenger RNA from Rhinocladiella mackenziei CBS 650.93, 5220 nucleotides. RefSeq lists its product as uncharacterized. The record is from RefSeq and is a predicted model, not a curated record. The transcript has a single exon. Gene Ontology annotation, cellular component: nucleus. Lineage: Eukaryota; Fungi; Ascomycota; Eurotiomycetes; Chaetothyriales; Herpotrichiellaceae. Gene Ontology annotation, biological process: positive regulation of transcription by RNA polymerase II. Bases 1 to 5220 code for a protein of 1739 amino acids. Gene Ontology annotation, molecular function: histone binding; ATP hydrolysis activity; ATP binding.